UCUCCCUCAACGCUCAGCUGAAACAAUUAUUUUGAAUUUGUGUAACAACUCACCAGUGUUCUUUCAUUGGUCCUUCAUUCUAAAUGGAUUUGGUGUUCCCUCUGAAACCCCAAACCGCGUUUCUCAAAGUACCCUCCUCUUCAGCCCUCUUCCUCCCCCUUCCUUUCAAGUCCCUUCGUCUUCGUCCAGUCUCAGCUACUUCCAAGAAACUCAGGGUUCACUGCGAGCUUGAAAGCAGAGUCAAUGGCGCUAUUUCUGGUGACUUUGACCCCCGCUUUGUUGACAGGCAAAAAGCACUAGAAGCAGCAAUGAAUGACAUAAACAAUUCUUUUGGAAAGGGAAGUGUUACAAGAUUGGGCAGUGCUGGGGGAGCUUUAGUUGAAACAUGUCCUAGCGGCUGUUUGACCUUGGACUGUGCUUUAGGUGGCGGUCUUCCGAAAGGUAGAAUUGUUGAGAUAUUUGGACCAGAAAGCAGUGGGAAGACUACCAUUGCACUUCAUGCUAUUGCAGAAGUGCAGAAACUAGGAGGAAAUGCAAUGCUCGUUGAUGCUGAGCACGCCUUUGAUCCAGCAUACUCUAAAUCAUUAGGAGUGGAUGUAGAAAAUUUGAUUGUCUGCCAACCUGAUCACGGAGAGAUGGCUCUUGAGAUUGCAGAUCGAAUGUGUAGAUCUGGUGCCGUAGAUCUCAUUUGUGUGGAUUCUGUCUCAGCUCUCACUCCACGAGCAGAAAUUGAGGGUGAGAUUGGAAUGCAGCAAAUGGGGUUGCAAGCUCGCCUUAUGAGUCAAGCUUUACGCAAGAUGUCUGGAAAUGCCUCAAAAGCUGGCUGUACACUAAUAUUUUUGAAUCAAAUAAGAUAUAAGAUUGGCGUCUAUUAUGGAAAUCCAGAAGUGACAAGUGGUGGAAUUGCAUUGAAGUUCUUUGCGUCAGUUCGGCUAGAAGUUCGUCCUAUAGGGAAGAUAAAGUCUGCCAAAGGAGAUGAAGAAAUUGGCCUUAAAGUCCGUGCAAGAGUGCAAAAGAGCAAGGUAUCAAGGCCUUACAAAAUAGCUGAAUUCGAGAUUAUAUUCGGUGAAGGAGUCAGUAAGCUGGGUUGCAUUUUAGAUUGUGCAGAAAUACUGGACAUUGUCCUAAAGAAAGGUUCUUGGUACAGCUACGGGGACCAUCGAUUGGGACAGGGAAGGGAGAAAGCAAUACAGUACUUGAAGGAGAACACACACAUUUUAGAGGAAAUCGAAAAGGUAGUUCGGUCUUCAUUGGUCGAGGGAACAAACCAAACAAACCUCGCAUUCACAAAGAGCGGUCCAGUUCUCCAUCAAGAUGAUGAUAUCUUUGAUGAAGGUCAGUGAAGAUAGAAUUAUUCCUUUAACAAGUUUUGGAGAUAAAUUGGUGAAGGUUUGCACUGGCCGGGGGCGGGGGGUUGUCUUACUCUGCGAAAUUGAAAUGGUGGCGGCUUCAUGAUUUGAUAUUUAUAUUGGUUCCUGGUGUUUCAUUGGUUGAUAUUGAUUAAAUUGAUGGGAUGACAAUCAUGUGAAAGGCGAGCAUUAGCCAGUAGAUGCAUGGGAAAUACAGAAAAAGGGAAAAAAUGAAUGUGAAAGGUCUAGGAAUGAUGGUUCUUUCUAUUCAAGUUGCUUAUAAGCUAUAUAAGUGCUCAGUCAUGGCCUCAUGAUUUCUA
This is a messenger RNA of Arachis duranensis, 1669 nucleotides long. RefSeq names its product DNA repair protein recA homolog 1, chloroplastic. The transcript is spliced from 13 exons. The coding region runs from base 84 to 1343 and encodes 419 amino acids. Gene Ontology annotation, biological process: DNA repair. The record is from RefSeq and is a predicted model, not a curated record. Lineage: Eukaryota; Viridiplantae; Streptophyta; Magnoliopsida; Fabales; Fabaceae. Gene Ontology annotation, molecular function: ATP hydrolysis activity; ATP binding; ATP-dependent DNA damage sensor activity.